Dromaius novaehollandiae (emu) is the source of this 1697-nucleotide messenger RNA. It is a transcript of the gene GPR62, whose product is annotated as G protein-coupled receptor 62. Bases 279 to 1508 code for a protein of 409 amino acids. The record is from RefSeq and is a predicted model, not a curated record. Gene Ontology annotation, molecular function: G protein-coupled receptor activity. The transcript is spliced from 2 exons. Gene Ontology annotation, cellular component: plasma membrane; endosome; signaling receptor complex. NCBI's taxonomy places the organism in Eukaryota, Metazoa, Chordata, Aves, Casuariiformes, Dromaiidae. Gene Ontology annotation, biological process: G protein-coupled receptor signaling pathway.
AGAUGACUAACGGCUAACAGCAACGAGUAACAGGGAACGUGGCAUUGUCUGGGGCUGGGGACCCCACUUCUGCUGUCGGAGUGAUGUCGGCAAGAAGGACCACCUCCACCAGCCUGAAGAGAAGGGUAGCAUCGCUCAGCUCCCGAGAAGCAAAGGCAAGGAACCUGCUAGUGGAGAAGAUGGUGACCAUGCUUGUUGCAGGGUUUCCGUCUAAGGGACACAGGCAAAGAGCUUUUGCUGCCCCGGUGCUGGAGCUGCUGGCUUAGCCCUCGGGGGGAAUGGCAAGACAAAUGGGGCUGAACACCACACGUGGCCUACAGCAACUCUCCAUCUCAGAGCAGUCCACCUUCCAGGAGGUGGUGGGCCUUCUCUGCAUGGUCCUGCUCACUGUCACUGCCCUAGUGGCCAAUACGGUGGUGAUGAUCGUCAUUCUCAAAACUCCCCUUCUGAGGAAGUUCAUCUUUGUCUGCCAUCUCUGCCUGGUUGACCUUCUCUCUGCCAUCUUCCUCAUGCCCCUGGGGAUCAUCUCAAGCUCCUCCUGCUUCAACAGGGUGAUCUACAGCAUUGCUGAGUGCCAGACCUUGAUAUUCCUGAAUGUCUGCUUCAUCAGUGCCUCCAUUCUCACCAUCUCCAUCAUCAGUGUGGAGCGGUACUACUAUAUCGUCCACCCCAUGAGGUAUGAGGUCAAGAUGACCAUUGGGCUGGCUGUGGCUGGGGUGAUCUUCAUUUGGGUCAAGUCUGCCCUCAUGACUGUCUUGGCACUGGUGGGCUGGCCACAAGGCAAUGGGGCCACCAGUGCCAGCCGGUGCACAGUCUACUGGAGCCCAGGAGCCCACAAGAAGGUCUUUGUGGUCAUCUUCAGCAUUGUCUGCUUCAUCUUGCCCACCAUCAUCAUCUUCGCUGUCUACUGCAGUAUCUACCGUGUGGCCCGGAUGGCAUCCCUGCAGCAGGUGCCCAUGCCAGCACGGGCAGCUGCACCCAGGCACCGAUCCGACUCCAUCGCCAGCCAAGUGACCAUCAUCACCACCAGGAACCUGCCACUGCCCAGGCUGACUCCAGAGCGCUUUUUGGGAGGCAACAAGGCCAUCCUCACCUUGCUGCUCAUUGUGGGACAGUUCUUGUGCUGCUGGCUGCCCUUCUUUGCUUUCCACUUGCACUCCUCUGUCACUGCUGACACGGUGGGCAGGGGGCAUGGGGAGAUGGUGGUCACCUGGCUCGCCUACUCGUCCUUUGCCAUCAACCCCUUCUUCUAUGGGCUGCUCAACCGCCAGAUCCGUGAGGAGCUGGCCAGGCUCGGGCGCAGCUGUCUCAACCGGCCGCUGGGCCAGGAGCUGUGUCUCUCUGUCUCCGAGGCCUCCAUCCAGGAAAACUUCCUGCAGUUCCUCCAGAGAGCAACCUGCACGCUGGAGACCCACUCUAGCUGCAUCAGCGCCAGCCCCAGGAACAGGCUGGACCAGACCAGGACGGGCUUCCCCAUCCCGGGUCAAGUCCCCGAAGACAGCAGCUGAGGAGGAGGGAGCCCUGUCCCACCAUGCAGGGCAGGAAGGCGGGCAGGGACUCUGGAAGGGACUAACUUCAUCUGCUUGGGCCUGGCCUCUUGGAUUUGGAGGGAUCCUUGUCCAGGUUUUGCCUCCUCUCUGAGCUUAUAUGUCAGAGGAAGGUGACUGCCAGUUUUCUUCACGUGGGAGAAGGCAGCA